UUUAUUUGCCUUCUGUAUUUUACAGAAACUGUUUAACGUUAAGUAGAAAUUAUGAGUAAAGGACAAUGUCUUGACGGAUUUAAAUGCAAAUAUUUGAUACUUUUGGCUCAAGACAAACUACUAGCCCACAUUUCAGAGUUGGAAUCUGUGGCCCAAACGUUCGGUUUCAAGCUUAAUAUAAAACAAAAGGCUAAGAUUAGCCCAACAACUGGCAAAACAGAUUUUACAAAAUGGAUAAUUUUACAAGAAAUUGCAGAAGAAAAUGUUCUGAAGCUUAUGUCACGCUCUGUAUGUGCCAUGUCAGCUUUUGAACUGUGGGGCUCUGGGUCUGACUUUUCUUUAUUGAAACAGUCAAUUUUAGAAUAUCCAUUGGAGCAGAAGCGUGACUGCUUUAAAGAGACACAAAGUUUCGCAAUCAGAGUCAAAGGAAUUGGUAAAAAGAUGUCUUCAGAAAUACAAAGAGAACGAAUUGAUUUGUUAGAGGAUGUCUUACCGUUCCAAGGAAAAGUGGAUUUGGUCAAUCCGUCUGGUGAAUUCUACCUAGUAGAGGAUUACUCUAAUCGUGUGCAGGGUCAACCACCUAAAGAACCAGAUGCUAUUCUAUUUGGGCGGCUUUUGUGUAAUGGACAACGUAGUUUGAUUGAAAGGUACAGCCUCAAAAAACGAAAAUUUAUUGGGAAUACAUCUAUGGAUGUGAUGCUGAGUAUUUUAAUGACAAAUUUAGGUGGAAUUAAUAAGAAUUCAGUGGUUUGUGAUCCGUUUGUUGGAACCGGGAGUCUGCUGAUCCCUGCUGCGCAUUUUGGAGGUUACGUGAUCGGAGGAGACAUCAAUUACAACAUCAUUCAUGCAAGAGGAAGAUCGUCCAGGAAGGGAGCAGGGUGGAGACAGAAGGAUGAAACCAUCAGACACACUUUGAUGGAAUAUGGACUCCGAUCUCAAUAUUUGGAUGUUUUACUCUGCGAUGCUGCAUGCCAUGCAUGGAACACAAACGGGAAAGAACUUUUUGACGCAAUAAUCACUGAUCCCCCCUAUGGAAUUAGGGAAGCGUGCCAGAAAGUUGGUUCAAAAAAGCAGAAUCCUGUUGUGCCUGAAUUAGAGCCUGGUUUGACCCAUUUUCCAGAACAAACUGAAUAUCAUCUGGAGGACGUAUUUAAGGAUUUGUUAAACUUCGCAGCUCAAUCACUUGUUGCGGGUGGUAGACUGGUGUAUUGGUUGCCAGUAUACAGAGCUGACUACUCUCCCAAAGUAAUUCCAACGCACAGUUUGCUGAAGUUAAUGUAUAACCAUGAGCAAAUUCUUAACAGCCAUUCUUCAAGAAGACUCAUCGUUAUGGAAAAAUUAACAAAAGAAAAUGUCACUGAAACUGCCCAAGCUGUCAUUUCAAGCUCAGUGUUUAGCGGACAUAACUCAUUCCGAGAUAAAUAUUUUUCAGCUCAUAAUGGGAAUGAAACAAGAUAAUUUUAAUUAAAAAAAAUUAGGUGCUAAAUUCAUGUUUUUAGGUAAAUGUCACUAAAUUGUCACAUUAUUUAUAGCAGUAUAACUAAAAAACAAAAAAAAUGAAUUUGUAUUGCAAACAGUGCUAAACUGAACUUUUAAACCAUUUUUAUCGAGGCAUUGUGUAUGCUUUUACAG
Molecule: messenger RNA, 1632 nt
Organism: Ciona intestinalis (vase tunicate)
Lineage: Eukaryota; Metazoa; Chordata; Ascidiacea; Phlebobranchia; Cionidae
Product: tRNA (guanine(10)-N(2))-methyltransferase TRMT11
Biological process (GO): methylation
Cellular component (GO): cytoplasm
Molecular function (GO): nucleic acid binding; tRNA (guanine(10)-N2)-methyltransferase activity
Source: RefSeq, a predicted model, not a curated record